Lepisosteus oculatus (spotted gar) is the source of this 5214-nucleotide messenger RNA. RefSeq names its product bone morphogenetic protein/retinoic acid inducible neural-specific 2 (gene brinp2). Lineage: Eukaryota; Metazoa; Chordata; Actinopteri; Semionotiformes; Lepisosteidae. The record is from RefSeq and is a predicted model, not a curated record. Gene Ontology annotation, biological process: cellular response to retinoic acid; negative regulation of mitotic cell cycle; positive regulation of neuron differentiation. Gene Ontology annotation, cellular component: dendrite; neuronal cell body; cytoplasm.
GAAGCGGUGUCUGAGCGUGAUUCGCGGACAGGCGAAGCCGGGCGUCAGUGCAGGCUUUGACAGUGAAUGAUGUUUCUUGCACAGGUUUCGCUACAUGCUUUUCCUUGCUGACAGAAGAAGCUCACAGUGGAUUGCCUAACUCUGGCUGCAGGUGCAGUUUCGUUUUUAAAGGGCAAGGUGGCUUAAAGGGAAUCACAGAGAAGUGUCCAAGAGCGCAGUUUAACCGGAUAUAUCUCCUUCCACCACUGAAGGAUAGUUAGUCUUCAUUGAAGGAUACCUGCUUCACUAAGCUAUAUUUUAAAUAGCUUAAAUGGCUUGCAUUUAUAGUUCCCUAAACUGAUCAAAACUAUAUUAACUGGAAGUUCUGUGGUUUUACAUGAUUUUUUUGUACUUUCAUUUAAUUAUACAAACCUGAAUCUACCAGACAAUUUAGGAUUUUAUCUUUUCAGCGCACAUAAAGGACAAUGACUUUUAGUAGCUACUGCAGCAGUCGUGGAUAUUAGUUUACGUGGUUUCACUGCUUUAGAGGUCGAUGACAAUGACUGGAUUAUUACAUGCACAGAUUCAGACCCUCCUGCGCUGCGCUCUCAGGUGAAAGGGAGCGGGCUCGCUGCAUUCCAACAGUGACAAAAAGACAGCUUUCAGUAAGAGGUCUCCUCAGCUGCACACACUGGUGGGAUUCCAACAACUAGCACAGUCGCUGGAUCACCCAUUAGAGACAGGGUCCCGAGGGAUUAGUAGAAGAAUGCUGGUCCCAGGUGCCCCAGGACAGGAUGGCGUUGUGUUGGCAGUGUGCUGUGGUUGUUAGAUGGUUGCUGUUGAUGCUCCUAUGGCAGUGGACAGUGCUGGACUGCCUGGGCUGGGUUCUGGUCCUCGCUGGAGCACCAGAUCAUUACACCUCCUCUACUGGCACCACCAGGGCUGAUGGGAGACUGGACUGGCUGCUGUCUGACAAAGGACCCUUUCACCGCUGCCCAGAAUACACCGAGUUCAAAGAACGAUUCCAGCAGGGCUUCACUACCAGAUACAAGAUCUACAGGGAGUUCAGUCACUGGAAAGUAAAUAGCUUGGCUACAGAACGACGGGACUUUUUAAAGGCAUCCCUGCCCUUGGCCCCUGAGUUCUUCCGCAAUCUUCGGCUCCUGGGUCGCCGGCCGAGUCUUCAACAGAUCAACGAAAACUUGAUCAAGAAAUAUGGGACACACUUCCUAGUGUCUGCGACACUCGGAGGAGAAGAGUCCCUCACUAUAUUUUUGGAUAAGCAGAAGCUAAGUAAGAAGGCAGAGGGCAAUGGAAACAGCUCAGCAGUGUCUCUGGAAGUCCUUCAUCAGCUGGCUGCCUCGUAUUUUACUGACAGAGAGAGCACUCUGCGAAGAUUGCACCAUCUCCAGAUAGCAACAUCAGCCAUCAAGGUAACCGAAACCAGGACUGGGCCUCUUGGAUGCAGUAACUAUGACAGCCUAGAUUCAGUCAGUUCAGUCCUAGUGCACAGCCCUGAAAACAAAAUCCACUUGAAAGGUCUCCAGGAAGUUCUGCCCGAGUUCCUGCGGACUCGUUUUGUGGAAGCCGCGCUUAGCUAUGUUGCCUGUAACUCCGAGGGAGAGCUCCUCUGUCACAACAAUGACUGCUGGUGCCGAUGCACCAAUAAGUUCCCAGAUUGCAAUUGUCCUUCUGCAGAUAUCAAAGCAAUGGAGGAAAAUCUACGGAAAAUCAAAGACACCUGGGCCAACAUCAACACAGAAUUUGAGGAAUCAGGUAGGUAUCUGUGAAGGUCUCUUUUAGUAUAACCCUAGAUCUUGUUCUUCACAAACCUUUGGUUUCUGAUGAAGCUUUUAUCUAAGAGUUUAGAACUCUCUUCAUAAUGCCUUAGGAGUGUUAGUUUUUCAUCUGUUAUGUUUAAUAUUGCUUAUUGCUUUGGCAAUUAUCAUUUAAAGACUUGAAUGAAAUGUAUUAGCACAAAACAAUUUUCACCGUAAUUGAGAAAUGUUACUCUUGUGAUGGAUUAAAUAGAAAUGUAGAGAAGCUAGAGGUUAAUCAUUGCUUAGUGCAUGUCUAAUAUCAAAAACUGUCAGGAUUAUUCCAUACAGCCUUGUGCAGUGCAUGGCAACACUCUCUCACAUGAGCUCCAAUUGUACAAUAUGUUCAUAGAAAAUUGAAAUUUAAUGAGAAGCAUUUCAAAGUCUGUUACAUAGGACAAUGCUUAUUUUCACAUUUUUUGUUUUUAUAACAAGGCACUAUGGGAUACGCUGGCAAUACAAGUCAGUCAAGAUUGCUGUGUUAUGUUGUAAUUGGCACAUAAUGACUUUGGCAUAUUGUGCAAUUAAGGUAAUUAACAUCUUAACUUACUCAUGCAGUAGAAAUUGUACUACACAACUAGAGCCAUAGAUUUGCAGCGCAGUUUCCAAUGCCAUCUGAGCACAUAUAUAAGGUAGACCUUCCACCAUAUUCCAUGGUGAAUGGAUUGCAAUUUAUUAGUUAAUUAAGGAGAUCAAAAGUACUCCUUCCUCACUGAUUCCUGCAUUAUAUCUGGAGGCUGAUUGAAGGAAAUAUAGGAUUUAAAAAUCACUAUUAAACAAAUAAUUUCUAAAGAGUCUGAACAACCCUGUUGUCAACAACAAAGCAGGUUAAAUCAGUUAAAAUAAGUAAUUUAGCAAAGGUAAUUUGGGAUCAAAAUUUGAGUAACCUGUUAUCAAGAAACAGUGUUUCUUCAUUGAACAUACAGUACUAGUUGCUUACUUCAUCAACAAUUUACAGGUGUUUAACUUCAGAAACAGGUGAUCUGUGAGACUAGGUUGAGGUGGGGUUCUCCUGGACUGAAAUUGGAGACCUUGAAAAAAAAUAACUGAUGCAUAAAAUAAGAGAGAUGCAUCUCAGUUUACUCUGUAUUUAGCUGUAGGUGAUCGCUUUCCACCCAGGACUGAAUUCUUCAAAGUCUUAGAUACAAACAGCCACAGGAGAACUAGCUGUAGAACUGCCUUGAUUUGUUUUUAGUUAAAUCAAAGAUGAUAUGUCUGUCAUGAGAAAAAAAAGGGGUUAACCCGCUGUAAGGAAGCUGUGCUGGCACAUCAUGUUUCCACAGCUGGAGUUUUUUUCCUGCUGGCAAGAGAUCCAAUCAGGUAGAUAAAAACUCGCUCUCAUCCCAAAGCUUCUCCCCAUGAUGGUGCUUUAAUGAGAGGGCCCCAAAUCCCUUUAACUGUAACACUUUGCUCAUCAGAAUGCAUAUCUCCUUUUAGCAGGCAAAGUGCUUGGCUCCAGAGGAAUGUUAAGGCAAGAGUGAAGGAGAGCUGAAGAUUUUAUUUACCCAAGUAAUAAAUCGUUGCUCAUUGUCAAAGCCACAGUGGAAGCCUGAGAGGCUGUUAAUAACAGUAGUCUUUGAUAUAAACAGAUUUGCCAUGGCACUGUCUUUGACAGCACAUUUAAAUACCUAGAAGUGUUCACAUUAAGGAUAGCUGCCAGGAUGUCUCCAACUCUGAGUAUCCACAUUAAAGAUUUUUUUCUUUAUGUUUUUUCUUUGUAAUGUGACAUUUUCUGUGAACAUUCUUGUUUCUUUCAUCUACCAUGCAUUUCCAAAACUUGUGCAAACUGCAGCUCUUUUAUUCUCUCCACUGGGCUUCAGUUUUACCAAACACUAAGAAAUCCCUCAAAACAUUUCGAAAGAGUCCCUCAACUUAAGAGUUAUGAAGACAAUAAUGGCCUAUUGAUGAACAGGUGCCACUAACUGAUAUUAACGAAAGAAGACAUAAAACAAUCAGCAUUAUUCACGCUUGUCUUUUGGUUUUGGCAACCUGCAAGGCUACUGAUUAUGAAUUACGUGUUCAUCACUGCGUUCUUGCCUACUCAAUGUCUGAAAUGUAUGACACCCUUUCUAGCUAAAGAUUGUGAUUUAUCACAUACAGUAAAUUAAGCCCAUAAACCUAACCACUCAGGACGUAUCCGAGUCAUUGUAUUUAUUUUAUUAUACUAUGAUAUACUGAAAAUCACUUAAUUGUUACAACAAGACCAUUACCUUAAUUAAAAACAUGCCUUCCAGUAGCUAGAACUCAAUUGCUGUCCUGUACCACCUACAAAAUGCCUUGGCAGCAUUUUCUACAUCAGACAGCGCCUGUUGAGAUUUCACUGAAGCCUUGCCCAUUUAUACUUUUAUUGCUUCAAUAAAGCUUGCUGUACGAGUGUUUAGAUGUUGAAUGGCUUGUUUCUAAUGUGGCAUGUAAGUAUAAAUGUGAAAGGGGGGUUCCAAAAAUUGAUUCUUUUGGUUCAAUAACUGGCAGAGUUUGCAACACCCCUACUCUUAGCAUCUAUACUUUUUCCAAAUUGAUUUUUGCUUCUACAUUUCAAAUUGGAAGCGAGUGCAUUUAUACCACCGAGGCAAUUUAUGAUCUUUCUCUCUCUAAAGGUUCCUCCUACUUAGUGAAAAGUAAAGACGCAGUAUUUAAAAAUGACUUCAUAAACAUUAUCUUUUCAAGGGAGGAUGGUAGUGGGUUGAACUUAUUUUACCACAAUAGUUUUUUGUUGUCAUGUUAUACAUAGCCCUGGGAAAGCCCUGAAUUGUUCACAGUUUUCACACAAUAAAUGAACAUAAAAGGAAUUACUUGGUAAUGUCCAUGGUAUGUGCAGUAAGCAAUUGUUGCCCAUCUAAUAUUUGUUUAAAGGAAAGGGCAUAUUAAAGACAGUGCAAAGUAAAAUGUAUAUCAUUAUACAGUUUUCCUGACAGAACAGAAUAGACCGUUUUUCUCUUUUAACAUGAACAGAAAACCUAAACAGAUUUCAUGACCUGAAUGUUAAUAUUGCAUGAUCAUCAGCACAAGGUUAUCUGUGUAUUUGCACAUGGUAUAGAGUUUAAAUCAAUUAUUCAUAGUGCCAGUAUGGGUUUCUCUAAUCCUUAUGUUUGACUCAAUUAUAGACUCUGUCAUUGGGAUGUAUCAGAGAAAGACACUUGACAUAAUCUAAUGUAUCUAUCUGUAUAUGAAUGCGUGUGUGCAUGGAAUUUAUUUAUUUGAAAUCUUUGUUUUUACAACUUCUUCCAGAGUGCCCUGGAAUUUUAAUAACUAUAACGAUUAUAAUGUAUGCCAAGAUUCCUUGUAAAUUAAAAAUAGCCUCUGAAGCAAGGCUUCCCAGUCCUUGUCCUAAUGAUCCAGGUGUCUUCUGGUUUUCAUUCAAGCUGAGCUCUCAAUCACUUAAUUAAACCUUUCGUUGAUUCAAUCAUUUGUUUAAUUU